AUGACCCGUCGCAGCAAAUUUGUGAGGGCGGCUUCGGCUGGCGUGGCGCUGACGAUGAUUGUGAUGGCGACACUGUGCUGCACGUCAGCGGUGUGCGUCCCCGCCACCGCGCGCACGAACUUCGAAAACGGACGCCGAUUCGCGGCGAUUCCGGAGAUACCUGCGGUGGUGAAGCAGAUCUGGAGUGUGCCGCCGGCCUCCGAUGAGGGCGCAGGCAGCCCGUUGCACGUGAUGGUGAGCGCGCCCUCCAAGUACGAGUUGGCCGGUCAGGAGUAUCCGCCAAACAGCGCUUCGCGAAUCGAGUGCACGCUGCCGUUGGUGGUGGAACGUGUGCACAAAGACGCAGACCACGCUCAUGCCUCCUCGCCCGGCGUCGUUGCUAUGGAUACUGCUGCGAUCGCUCCGGCUGAUCAGCCGCACAUAAUGCCGGCAGCCUUGCCCGCGCAGCUCCUGCGCAGCCCUCUCGCAAAUGGAGAGGCCGCGCCCACGCUGAAGCCGCUCAGCAAGACAUUGAGCUUGUUGCCGAUUCACCAGCGCAAACAGCUGGUGUCGCCCUCGUACAGGGCUGCUGGGCAACUCGCAGCGCACCAGGGCGGCCAAAAGGCCGCAGUGGAGGUGGCGCCUGCGGCAGUGACGGCCAACGCCAGCUCCUCCGGCUCCUCUGAGGGGUCGUCGAGCCGAGAGGACAACCACGGUGUAAUCCUUUCCAGCGGUGUAAUCGCCUCCUUCACCGUGGCUUUCAUCUUCGCCGGCUUGCUGCUGAUCUUGGUGUUGGCAGAGGCUUGCGCAAUGGUCAGCGCGUUCAUGGCGCAUCGCCGGAUGCGUGCGGCCCGAGAUGUGGAGGGUGCCGAUAACCCCAUCGAGCCCAAGUGCGCCGACUUCCGCGACACCGCCGUCGAUGUGUAG
Messenger RNA from Leishmania major strain Friedlin, 906 nucleotides. RefSeq lists its product as hypothetical. The record is from RefSeq and is a predicted model, not a curated record. NCBI's taxonomy places the organism in Eukaryota, Euglenozoa, Kinetoplastea, Trypanosomatida, Trypanosomatidae. The transcript has a single exon. Bases 1 to 906 code for a protein of 301 amino acids.